CGGCACCGCCGCCGCCGCGAGGGAAAGAUGCUUCGGCUGUGGGGGGCGCCCUGCGGGGCGUUGCUAAGGAACCGGGGCUUCCGCCUGCCCACCCCGACGGGGGCCUCCGAGGCCCGGUUGAGUUCCUGUCCUUGGAGCCGGCUCUCCCUGAGGCGAGAGCAGUGUCAUGUUGCCUCUGAGGCAGCUUUGCGGUCUGGAGUGACUGCCACGUCUGCCCCCACGAAAGCCUCUGAGAGGGUUCUGGGCCGCUGGCUGUUGGUCUGCAGUGGAACCGUGGCUGGAGCCGUUAUUCUUGGUGGGGUGACCAGGUUAACAGAGUCUGGCCUCUCCAUGGUGGAUUGGCACUUGCUGAAGGAGAUGAAGCCGCCUACAACGCACGAGGAAUGGAAAGCGGAGUUCCAAAAGUACCAGCAGUUCCCCGAAUUUAAAAUCCUGAAUCGUGACAUGACCCUCAGAGAAUUCAAGUUCAUCUGGUACAUGGAGUACUCGCAUCGCAUGUGGGGGCGGCUUGUGGGCUUAGCCUACAUCCUCCCCGCUGCCUUCUUCUGGAGGAAGGGCUGGCUCACCCGCGGCCUGAAAGGACGUGUUCUCGCGCUCUGUGGCUUAGUUUGCUUCCAGGGCCUGCUCGGGUGGUACAUGGUGAAAAGCGGGCUGGAAGAGAAGCCGGAUUCGCACGACAUACCUCGGGUCAGUCAGUAUCGCCUGGCUGCCCACCUGGGCUCAGCACUCGUGUUGUACUGUGCCAGCCUGUGGACUGGGCUCUCCCUGCUGCUUCCUCGCCACAAGUUGCCGGAAACCCGCCAGAUCCUCCAGCUGAGACGGUUUGCUCAUGGGAUAGCUGGCCUCGUCUUCCUUACAGCAAUCUCAGGAGCCUUUGUGGCGGGCCUGGAUGCGGGGCUCGUGUACAACUCCUUCCCCAAGAUGGGGGAACGCUGGGUCCCGGAAGAUCUCUUCACCUUCUCCCCGGCCCUGAGGAACGUCUUUGAGAAUCCCACCACGGUCCAGUUCGACCACCGGGUCCUGGGAAUCGCCUCGGUCACAGCCAUCACAGCGCUCUUCUUCCUGUCUCGGAAAGUCCCCCUCCCUCGCAGGACCAAGAUGGCCUUGGCCUCCUUAUUGGCAGUGGCGUAUACACAGGUUGGCCUGGGCAUCAGCACGCUCCUGCUGUACGUCCCCACCCCGCUGGCCGCCACCCACCAGUCCGGCUCCCUGGCUCUGCUCAGCGUGGCCCUGUGGCUCAUGAACGAACUCCGCCGGGCCCCGAAGUGAGCCUCGGAAUCUUUCGCACCUAAGACCAGCGGGAACUCAGACGAGGAAGCCGGCGGAUACCAAAAAUCGGAUUUAUUUUUAAAAAACUUUUAAAAAAUCUUGUAAAAUAGAGGAACCGACAUUAAAGGUGUUUGUUGAAAUGU
Messenger RNA from Tachyglossus aculeatus (Australian echidna), 1412 nucleotides. RefSeq names its product cytochrome c oxidase assembly protein COX15 homolog (gene COX15). Lineage: Eukaryota; Metazoa; Chordata; Mammalia; Monotremata; Tachyglossidae. Gene Ontology annotation, cellular component: mitochondrial inner membrane. The transcript is spliced from 10 exons. Gene Ontology annotation, biological process: heme A biosynthetic process. The record is from RefSeq and is a predicted model, not a curated record. Gene Ontology annotation, molecular function: oxidoreductase activity, acting on NAD(P)H, heme protein as acceptor. The coding region runs from base 28 to 1269 and encodes 413 amino acids.